GGGGGAGGAGGCGGGAGAGGUUUGCGAGAGGGAGCGAGGCCGCACGAGCCGCCGGCGGUUCGUAUUACCGGGGUCGGGAGGAGGAGCCCAGCCGGGCCCGCGGACCAGCGCCGGGCGGGCGGGAGGCGCGGAGGAGGCGGGCGGAAAGCCCGGGGCUGCGAAUUGGGGCGGGGGCGCCCUCCCACCUCUGCCGCCCUCCGUUCGGGCCUUGGCGGCCUGGCCUCACCUGCCCGGAGGCCUGGGAGCCACCAGUCGCCGCCGAGGGCCAGUCCCCGGGGCCGGCGGAGCGUGGAGGUGCGGACGCGAGGCGCGGGCCUCCGCGCGGAGGCCUGGACUGCGCGGCCAGGUGAUGGUGGGCCCCUGUGCUUCUCCAGAGGAAAGGGGACCCCCAGAGCAGCUGUGCCCCCAGGCUGCCCCAGCAAGCCGUUUGGACGUCAGCCGUAGGGAAGUCGGGCAGCUGUGAGUUUGCCUGUCUCCGUUAAGUGUCCUUAGGAUGCAGUGAUUUAAGGAAUCAGGCUCUCCCUGCGGGAGGGGCCCUGCCUGCGCUGGUGAACUCGGUGCAGAGAAAAAGGACAGAAUGAUGCUUUCCGAGCAAGCCCAAAAGUGGUUUCCGACCCACGUGCAGGUCACAGUGCUCCAAGCCAAAGAUCUUAAGCCAAAAGGCAAAAGUGGCACCAAUGACACAUACACUAUAAUUCAGCUGGGCAAGGAAAAGUACUCCACGUCUGUAGCUGAGAAAACCCUUGAGCCAGUCUGGAAGGAAGAGGCCUCUUUUGAGCUGCCUGGUUUGCUAAUGCAGGGGAAUCCAGAGAAAUACAUCCUUUUCCUCAUAGUUAUGCACAGGUCCCUGGUGGGUCUGGAUAAGUUUUUAGGGCAGGUGGCCAUCAAUCUCAAUGACAUCUUUGAGGACAAACAAAGAAGGAAAACAGAGUGGUUUAGUUUAGAAUCCAAACAAGGAAAAAGAGCCAAAAACAGGGGUGAGAUAAAGGUCAAUAUUCAAUUUAUGAGGAACAAUAUGACAGCAAGUAUGUUUGACUUAUCAAUGAAGGACAAAACAAGAUCUCCUUUUGCAAAAUUAAAAGAUAAGAUGAAAGGUAGAAAAAAUGAUGGGACAUUUUCUGAUACAUCUUCUGCAAUCAUUCCAAGUUCUCACAUGCCUGAUGCCAAUACUGAAUUUUCAAGUAGUGAAAUACAGAUGAAAUCUAAACCAAAAAAGCCUUUCCUUUUGGGUCCUCAGCGACUCUCUUCAGCGCAUUCAAUGUCUGAUUUAACUGGGGCCCACGUAUCCUCGGAGAAGCUGAAGGCUGGCACUGUUGCUCAAACGCAUCUUCUCGGACACCAGAUAGGUUCCUUUGGAGCAGUUCCGGAAAGUGGAAGUCUCAGAUCUCCACACAGAAGAACAUUAAGCUUUGAUACUUCUAAAAUGAACCAACCUGACAGCAGUGUGGGUGAAGGUGAAUCGUCUUUCGGAAGACAAAAUGACCCAUUUACAAAUGUGACUGCUUCAUUACCCCAAAAAUUUGCAACACUGCCAAGGAAGAAAAAUCCAUUUGAAGAAAGCAACGAAUCGUGGGACAGCAGCAUGAAUUUAUUUUCAAAAUCAACUGAAGUAAGAAAAGAAAAUAAAAGAGAAAAAAGGGAGAAAGUUAGCCUGUUUGAAAGAGUGACUGGAAAAAAAGACAGCAGAAGAUCUGAUAGACUUAACAAUGGGGGAUCUGAUAGCCCUUGUGACUUGAAAUCACCUAAUGCAUUUAGUGAAAAUCGUCAGGACUAUUUUGAUUAUGAGUCAACUAAUCCGUUUACAACAAAAUUCAGGGCUUCAAAUAUAAUGCCAUCUUCAAGUUUUCAUAUGAAUCCGACAAGUAAUGAAGACCUCAGGAAAAUCCCGGACAGCAACCCUUUUGAUGCCACUGCAGGCUACCGUAGUCUCACCUACGAGGAGGUACUGCAGGAGCUGGUAAAACACAAAGAGCUCCUUAGGAGGAAAGACUCCCACAUCCGGGAGCUGGAGGACUACAUCGACAACCUCCUUGUAAGGGUGAUGGAGGAGACGCCCAGUAUUCUCAGAGUGCCGUACGAACCAUCCAGGAAAGCUGGCAAGUUCUCCACUAGUUCAUAAGCCAAUGGUACUGCAUUUAUAAUUGGGGAAAAAAGAAAGGAAGAAAGAGAGAGAAAAAAUAGAAGAAAAGCUCGUUACUGAGAGAGACCACACUAUCAGGUUUCAUUCCAUACUCUCCUUCAUUGUGAAGAACUGUUUCACCUGUAAAUAUUAGCAGGGACUAUCAAGAGUGACCUUUGAAGUGAGCUAAAUAAUUUAAACCUUUAAAGUGAAGAUGGGCCAGAUUCUCGUGAACAAGCAGUUCCUUAGGAUUCACUUAGGUGCUGGUGCCGGCCCGCUAAUCUGCCAUAGCCUAGGAGUAUCUUCAGAAGGACAUGACUUAUUCCUCAGGAACAGGUUUCUCAUCAAGCAGAACUGAUACUGUGGUUGGUUUCUCAGAAGUCAAUUUGUACAGAUUUAGCUGCAGGAAUACUGCUCAUUAUAAACACUACUAAAAAAAAGUUCAUAUUUUAUAUACAUAUAUGUACAUGAAUAAUCUGUUCAUGUAUCUUUGUAUAUAAAAUACAUGCAUAUACCUCAUAUAUACAUGUGUUUUUAGAACAUUUAAAGACAACUGGUUGCCUCUAAAAUUAGGAUACCAAUUAGGAUUUCUUAAUUUGAAAAUAUGUGUGCUCUGUCAAUGCAAAACAAAUCGUCAUUGCUACUAUAAUGGUUUGUUACACAGAAGCUGCUUCAAAUCACUCUUGACUACGUGAACCUUGGUUUCAAAAUAAGCUGCUACUAUAUAUUAUUCCAGCAUCAAAUCUUUUCUCUUUUUCCAAAAGUAAUGAUCUAAAGCCCCUUUUUAAAGAACGAUGUAUUUUAGGAAACUUCAUUAACCUUGCAACAGCAUGAAUUUCUUGAAUUAAUUUUUUAUCUUAAUAUUUGAGUUUUGUUUGAGCUAUAAGCAGAAGAUAAGCAAGUGUGAUUUGUUGAGAUUCUGAAUGUCUUUAAAAUAUUCAGUACUAGCAAAGAAAAUAUUUGGAAUUUAUAUCUGAAGAUAAUUUGGAGCGGGUGGGGGGAAGUAGGUGAUCAUUCUGAUGCCUGAUAACCCAAAGCAAUGAACAAAUUCUAGGAAUGAAAAAUUAGGCUCGGUUUCAAGUUACAAAAAUAAUGGAACAGAUGGUUGCAUUUGGUUUCUGAACCAAAAUAAGAGUUACUAAAGGAGGGGUGAGUUUUUAGAAUAGAUCUUCACUAGCACGACAUUUUACACUAUUCUACAGCCACCCUGUAAGAAUAAAUCAGUAUUACAAAAUUGUGUCAGCUUUGUUUUUAAGUCUGCUCCCCAAAAAUGUUGACUACUAUCAUGAAUUUUCUUUAUAUAUUUGUACAGAAUUAGUCUUUAAAGUGAAACUGAUAUAAAAAUAUUACUAAUCAUCUGCUGAUUUUUUAACUUUAAAAGUCUGAAAUACAUACUAUGAAAUACUGAAUCUGUGUUUUCUAAAGGAAAUUUAAGAUGAAAAAUUCACCUGUAUAUGGAGACAUAUAUUCCCCAAUCUUUUACCAAAUGCAUUUCUGUCUAAUAUUUAUCUCUACUAAGACUUCACUGAGAGUUAAAUACAAAGGCAUAUAAUAGUUUUGCUCAGUAUAAUAUUUUGAAUCAGAUAAUACUUGGCCAAGCUUAUAUUCACAAGCUAAAAUCCCUUAUUUGUAUUUUUCUGAGUUUCUUCAGUUUUUCUAUGAGAGCAUAAAUUUUGAAAUUCUGAAAAUUUUUCUGAAAUACAAAUAAUUUUUAAUAGGAGACAAGGAGAAAUAGCUUUCACUGACUUUUUCCUCCACUUCUAAAUUUCUGUAAUAAACCUCACAAUGUGGUAUAGAAUUUUAUUUUGAGGUCUUGGUAGUUCUUUUUAACAUGGUGCCAUUUUUAGUUAACAUUUAUUAAAUGUUGCACAAUUCUUAGUAUUUGUUUUUUCUGUUGUUGGUAUAACUGAGGCUCUUCUUACACUUUUAAAAGUACUAAAAUCCAUGUGUUUGCAGUAUCAUGACAUUAUCUGCAGAUAUUUUAAUAUGCUUUGGCCAAAUUUACUCUUUAUAGAAUGAACCACGAUGCCAGUGUUGUACUGGGGAUAUGUUUUAUGUAAAUAGAGCUCAUGAAAAAGUAUGGUUAAGGGACUGCCAUUCUUUUUAUGAGGAAAUUCAUUUUUAAGGAGGAUUCUUUGCCUGUAUAAAAACUGUUAAGGAUUAGACUUGUCCAUACGUUAAUGAUUUGGUUAUAACUGCAUCAAUAUUUUUAUCUUUAAUUCUGAGACAAGAAUUGUAUUGAAAACUGAAUCUGCAUUUAUCACUGCCCGAAAUGUUCUGUUCCGACGUUUAUGAACUUUCUUUCACUCGUGACCUGGAAUCAAACUGACUAUAUAUAUAUAUAUAUUCAUAAUCAAUCAGUCAAUAUAAGGAACUAAAAACAAAAAGUAAAAAUGAGUUCCUAUGUGAACAUAACAGUGUUUCCUGUGUUUGUGGGCAGAAGUGCAAAUAGAGUAGUUUUAAUUUUUAGCGUUGUAGAAAAAAAGGCCAAAAGAUCACAUUAGUUUAUUUUUGCAAACUAUAACUUUUAAGUAUUCUAAUGGUAUAUUUUGUUAGUAACUUAGACAAGGAAAUAAAACAUAUGUACUCAUUAAAUAACGCGCAGCACAGUAGACUUAUAGACAGAGUUUACUUUUGCUUUUAUGCUUAAAAAAGGCAUGUUCAAAAAUAUUUCCACCAAUAAGAGGAUUUUUUUAAAUUGCAGAGUUUAUAAUAGUCUCAAACCUGUCUUAAGCUUAACAUACUUCUGUUACAUAAUUAAAAAUAUUUCUGCUAAUAUUUUUUAAACAGUAUAGUUUUACAACCAGCUCCCCUCCCAGUUCUAAAAUUCAGCUUCAAAGUAUUGAACAUAACUGUCCUACCACUUAGGCUUCAAGUUCAUUUAUUAAAUACCAGGGAAUAAAUCUUAGAAUUGUAUAUAAAAUGUGUCACCCAUUCAUGAAAAAUAUUUAAGUAUUGCUUUUUGCUGCUGUAUUCUGCAUUGAGCCUAGUUUUGCCAUCCUCCCAUGAAUGUAGUAGUAUCCAUAGAUUAUACAUAACUACAUCUAUUGCUUUUAGCAGUAAGUGAAGAUUUCGUUGUAAUUUUCCAGCUGUGAAAAUGUUGCCUGUAUUUAAAAGGGUUUCAUGAAUGGAAACCUAAGUAAAACUCAGCUCGCUAGUGACAGACUUGCUUUCCUCACAUCCUUCACUGACUCCUCCGCCCUCACACCCCACUGCCUACCACCCCCAUAAGGGUGCUUAUUCUUUAGCAAGGAGAAUCUCAAAAAAAAAAAAAAAAAUUGCUGUCUUUAAUAUAUCUAGAAAUUGUUACGCUAGAACUUCUUUUCCUCUUAGGUUUUUAGAAAAAGCAGCCUACCUUGGAUUUGUAAAACAAGGUGAAACUUUCUGAUGUCUGUGUGCUCAUAUGUCUUAUAGAUAUGGUUGGUGUCACGUGUGUGUGUAAAUGAAAUAUGAAGCAUGCUCAUUCCCUCGAUCUCUUUGAAGUAAAAGGGAAAGGAUCGCAGUGCUGCUGGUUCAUGAUUAUACAUGGAAGGGUCUGUCAGCACACACUGAAAGCCCCCGUUUUCACAGAUUUAUAAGUUUAAUAAUCCAGAUGCAAUCAUUGGAGGUAUUUAAUAUGUAAUAGGUAGCAUCUUAACUAAUUAAUCUGCAUAAGAAGGGUUUUCUGGUGUACUUAAUAAGAAGUGUAGAAGCUCUUCAAGCAUUAAACUGGAGUUGACAUUUUAUUUCAUUUAUUUUCCAUGUCAAAAAAUACACUCUUACAGUGGAAUUGAAGUCUGUAACAAAUGGUACAUUUGGACCUGUCAAUCUUCGAUCUUAGGGGUGGUUUGAUUUUGAGGUACAAAAAAAAAAAUGCUGCAGAUCUAGAAAUGUAUAUAUUUAGCAGGUAUUUGAAAGAUACAAGCAUUAUUUAUAACUGAAGAGUAUUACACUUAGUAAAAUGCUCUAGUAACUUGUAUACAUUUUUGCAGGUACAAACUCCAACGUAUGUAAGCAUUAUGUAACAUGACAGUUGUAUAAUUUAUGUAAUCUGAUGCAUGAAUCAGAAUUUUUAUAUAUGAUUAUUGGUUUAUUAUAGUUGAUUAAAAUGUUUAAUCUUAA
Molecule: messenger RNA, 6220 nt
Organism: Globicephala melas (long-finned pilot whale)
Lineage: Eukaryota; Metazoa; Chordata; Mammalia; Artiodactyla; Delphinidae
Gene: RAB11FIP2
Product: RAB11 family interacting protein 2
Biological process (GO): regulated exocytosis
Cellular component (GO): endosome; phagocytic cup
Molecular function (GO): small GTPase binding
Source: RefSeq, a predicted model, not a curated record